CAGGCCGACCGGUGCCCGCGCAAGACGUCUCUCUGCCCACGAGCCGCCGGUGCGGCGCCGAACACGCGCGCGAGGAGGAUACACGCGCCGCGCGAGGUGCACGUCAACGAGAGUGUCGCGGUGGUCGAGUGCACACAAGAGUGUGUGAGUGUGUGUGUGUGUUUGUGACCGUGUGUUAUUGUGAUUUGUGCGAAAGAGAAGUUGUUGCAGUGUUUUUAUUUUGGUGUGCGGUGCCUUUUUGGAGAAGUGACCACUCGAUGGAGAAUACCCUCGUGCUCAAAGGAUAGCGAGACCCCUGCCGGAUGUUAACUCGGGACCAGUGACUGCGGCAGUGACAGAGGGAGGGCGUCGCCUUGGACUUCCCCGUGCACGCACACGGGACACCCGCGAGGGCUCCCCGCCGGAGCCGCGCCCAAGGGGGACAUCAUUGCACCGUGAUGCGGGGCCUGUGGGUGGCCGUGCUGCUGCUGGGCCUGGUCGGCCCCGGCCUGCACCACGCCGAGCCCCAGGAGGGGCCCGCCGCGUGGCCGGGCCUGGAGGGCCUGGAGGCCGCGAGCUUGGAGGGUGCCGGCGUCAGCGCCCUGCACCGCGAAUACGACAAGGGAUGGCGACAACGGGUCGGCUCCGCGGCCGCCGAGCCUGCUGCUGACGACGAGGAUGCCGCCGAGGGGGACGCCGGCGGCCAUGGCCCGGGGAAGCCCGUGGACCAGGACUCGGCCUUCGAGGACGCGUUGCCACCAAAGCGUAGGCGCUACAACCGGAAGCGCCCUCGGCCCGGGCAAGGCGCACCCCAGGAGGACGCCGACGGCGAGGCACCAGCCAAGCGGAGGAAGCCGCUUCGGGAGGACGACGAGGACGCCCUUGGGGACGAGUACCGUCGGCGCAAGCCGGGGCAGCGACGGCGCCGUCCUCAGCGCCCCGAUGCCGACCCCGCGGCCGACGCGGAGGUCGGCGACGAGGAGCAGCAGCCACCCAACCCAAACGCAGAGCAGGGAGGGGCGGCGGCGCCGGUGGACCUCAAGGCGCUCCUCAAACAGACGGCCGGCCACCUGAGCCUCAGCGAGCUGUUGCAGAACAGGAACCUGUCCCUGUCCGACCUGCUCAAGGGUAACCGCGGCGCGCUGUCCGCCCUCACGGCGCAGCAGACCGCGGCAGAGCAGGCCGUCGCCCCGACUGCCGCCACCGGCGCGACCACGACCAGCACCUCCACCACGGCGGCCUCGGACACGACGGACAGGGACCCGGUGCCGCCGUCGACCGAGCGCCACAAUGGCUUCGUGCCGUCCAAGCCGCGCCGGCUGCCGCCCGUGGCCCGCCCCACCGUCGGGCUGAGUACGUCGACCUCCACGCGGCCUGUCUCCACGGAGGAGCCCGAGAUCACCACUUCGCGGCCGCGGAGGUUGCCCGCCGUGGUGGCGCGCGCCAAGGAGCAGCAGCACCAGAAGGAGCAACAGCAUCAGAAGGAGCAACAGCAUCAGAAGGAGCAACAGCAACAGCAGCAGCAUCAACAACAACACGUCCUCCAAGGCAAGGGGCACGCGGACGCGCUCGACCCCAUGAGCCCCGCCAUGAUGGCCAUGAUCACGCUCGAGGCCGCCGACACGCACACGUCCAAGCCGCGCCGCAUCCCGCCGCCCGCGGCCACCACCACCACCGCGCCCAGCCCCAGCCCGAGCGCCGAGACCAGCCCGCCCAACAGCAGAGCGCCGCAGGAGGCCGAGGACGCCGCCACCUCGCCCAUGACCACGCUGCCACCGCGCGAGUUCUACCCGCUCAACGUGGACUCGCUCGAGAUCACCACCCCGCGGCUGAUGGGCGUGUCCAAGGCGUCGCACAACGGCAAGGCCCAGUGGCUGCCGCCUGCGGACCGCAUCAUCGACGCGCAGGUCUUCUCGCCGGGCUCCAUCGCCAACAAGUUCAGGUCGCACGGCUUCGCGGCGAGCGCCGAGCAGGCUGAGCCCGCCGUCACCACCACUACCACCACGACUUCCACCUCCUCGACGACAACCACGACGGCUACUGCACCGACCCCGACGGCGCCGAGCCACAACACGCUGCAAAACACCUCCGACCACUUCCGGCUGGAGAACGAGACGCUCGACCUCAAGGAGGGCAGCAACGCCCUGGACAAGAGAAAGAUCGCGACGGCGCCCGGGGGAAACGGCGUCAACGUCACGUCCGCGCCGCAGCAGCAGGCCAACGCCGUCAACGAGCUGGACCGGGAGCAGGAGAAGGCCGAGAAGCGCAAGACGUUCGCCACCACCCCGGCCGGGCCCCGGCGCCUGCCGCCCACGCUGGCAGGGACGCGGCGCCUGCCCGCCCCCAACCCGGCCCUCGUCCGCCCAAAGAGCACAACGGAGGCCCCGGCACCCGUGCGCGAGACGCCAGCCGAGCGCGUCCGUAUCCCCUUCCUGGGCACCAAGAGGCUCAAGGACAAGGAGAGAGAAAAGGAGCGAGAGCGGGAGCUGGAGCGCGAGCGGGAGCUGGAGCGCGAGCGGGAGCGAGAGCGAGAUCGAGACUCCCUGCUGCCGCCCACUCGCUUCGCGCUGCCGCUCCCAGAGGUCAUCUCCGUCGAGAAGAUGAUCGCAGACGCGAGGAGCCGCGGCGCGUUCGGAAGCUCGGCCCCCUCGUCGUCCGAGCGGCCCUCGGCGGAGGACUCGGAAGACACGACUACCACCACGUCCACGACGGCGGUCACGACCACCACCUUCGGCUCGCGCGACGAGAUCGUGGACCUGCUCAAGUCGGAGCAGAGCUCCACGCGCCUCGCGCGCAUCCUGGCCGAGCGCAACAUGACCCUGGAGGACCUCCUGCAGCACCGCGAGCGCGGCUCUAGCCAGCUGCACUUCGCCGACUUCUUCCGCAACGCGUCCGCGAGCAGCGCCGCCGACGACAAGCCGGCCGUGGACCUCGUCCCCAAGGAGAUCGCACCGGCAGAGCGCAAGGAGAGCGUCAACAUUCUGCGCACGUUCCACGAGGUGCCCAAGUAUCCGUUCGCCUACGCCGGCACCGACGACUCCGAGGAGGCGGCGUCUACGCUGUCGCUCGUCAACGUGAAGCCGGCCGGCAUCGUGCUGCCCGCCGAUCCGGGCGAGCGCUACCACCAGCGCGAUGUGGGUCCGAGCCGCGCGCCGCGGGUCAUUCCACCACAGCAGCCGCCCCCGCCUCCACCCCCGCCGCCCCCACAGCCGUUCCCCAUCCCGACGUUCCGUCUCCCCGAGCCCCCGGCGCACGGCGGCAACCCGUACCUCGUCAUCAAGCACGUCGCCGACAGGCCCGACGCCGUGGUGCUGGAGCACGUCGGCGAGAUCCACCAGGUGGGCGUGAGCAGCAGCGUGGAGGAGGCCAUCGUGGUGGACAGCGGGGAGCAGGUCCGCGACCGAGACCGCCCCGACAGGCUGGACCGGAUGUCGCUGCCGUCGGGCGUCAAGUCGGCCAUCAUCGCCAGCACCGUCAUCUGCGGCCUGGCCAUCGUCGGCUUCCUCGCCAUCUUCAUCGUGUUCCGCUGGCGCCAGAAGCGCGCCCUGGUGCGCGCGCGCGGCGCCAUCCUGUGCGAGCAGCUGCAGCGCGGCAGCUUCCGGGGCCGCUCGCUCAGCCCGGUGCUCGUCAACGUCAAGAACAGCCAGGUGCAGCCCAUGCAGGGCCACCCGGGGGGCGGCGGCCCGCUCCCGUACUACUCCAAGAAGGACCUCAGCUCGAGGGCCACCUCCAACACGGCGUCCAACAGGCACUACUACCUGUGGCGGUCCCUCCGAAAGACAUUCCAGGAGGACGACAUGGAGUAGGGGGAGGAGCAGAGAAAUCAAAAAGUAUGAAGAGGAGCGCGCGGGUCCAGUGUUGCAGCAUAUGCACUCGAGCUCAGCGCUUUGCCAUCGGGUGCAAUGCAAGAGAGGGGAGUGUACAAAACUAAACCCUGCAAGG
Frankliniella occidentalis (western flower thrips) is the source of this 3921-nucleotide messenger RNA. RefSeq names its product mediator of RNA polymerase II transcription subunit 1.1. Lineage: Eukaryota; Metazoa; Arthropoda; Insecta; Thysanoptera; Thripidae. The record is from RefSeq and is a predicted model, not a curated record. The transcript is spliced from 4 exons. The coding region runs from base 438 to 3785 and encodes 1115 amino acids.